This is a messenger RNA of Osmerus eperlanus (European smelt), 2843 nucleotides long. RefSeq names its product mediator complex subunit 15 (gene med15). The record is from RefSeq and is a predicted model, not a curated record. Gene Ontology annotation, biological process: regulation of DNA-templated transcription. Gene Ontology annotation, molecular function: transcription coregulator activity. The transcript has 18 exons. The coding region runs from base 94 to 2511 and encodes 805 amino acids. Lineage: Eukaryota; Metazoa; Chordata; Actinopteri; Osmeriformes; Osmeridae.
GCGCUGGCUUCACGGUACCAGUGAAGCUAGCUAGUAAGCAAUGUCGUAGUAACACUUGGAUAGCAUACCGCUAGCAUAGCGAUCGAUGCUGCAAUGGAUGUCCCAGGACCAGAUAGUGACUGGAGAAGCCCUGCUUUCCGACAGAAAGUUGUGGCACAAAUCGAUGAGGCAAUGAGAAAGGCUGGAACUGCGCACACAAAGUCCAGCAAUGAGAUGGAGAACCAUGUUUACCUAAAAGCCAAAUCGAGAGAAGAAUAUUUGUCUCUGGUGGCAAGGCUGAUCAUACACUUCAGAGACAUACAUAAAAAGGCACAGGGAGGUCCAGAUCCAAUGAAUGCCCUGACUAACCUGACUGGGCUCGGAGGGGGUCCAGCUGGCAUUGGCAUGGGACCUCGCCCGACUGGGGUGCCCAUGAGUGGCAUGGGGGCCAUGGGGCAGAUGCAGAUGGGGCAGCAUGCCAUGGCAGGAGUGGCUGUCAACCCUCAAGCCAGAGGCCCAGGGCAGAUACAGCAGAUGCAGCAGAUGGCCCAACAGCAGGCCCAACAGCAACAACAGUCCAUCCAGUUCCAGCAGUUCCAGGCACAGCAACAACAGUCGGCCAUGCAGCAGCAGCAGCAGCAGCAACAGAAUAGCAUGCAGCAACAGCAGCAGUCGGCCAUGCAGCAGCAGACCAUCCAACAGCAGUUCCAGGUGCAGCAGCAGCAGCAACUGAAGCUUCAGCAGUUACAGCAGCAGCAGCAACAACAUCAUCAGAACCAGCAACUCCAGAACCAGCAGCAGCAGGCUCAGAACCAGCAACAACAGAACCAGAUGCACCCAGCAAGGAUGCAGCAACAACAGCAGAUAGCUCAGCUCCAACAACUCCAACAGCAGCAUGCCCAGGCUCAAGCCCAGGCCCAAGCCCAGGCCCAAGCGCAGGCUCAAGCACAAGCCCAGGCCCAAGCCCAGGCCCAAGCGCAGGCCCAAGCGCAGGCCCAAGCCCAUUCCAUCCAGCAAAUGGUCCAACAGCAGCAGCAGCAGCAGCAGGUUCAGGCCCAGUCCCAGCCUCAAGCGGGCCAGAUGCCCCCCCACGCCCAGCAGCAGCAGCAGCAGGGCAUGGUGCCCCAGUCCCUGGCUGGCCAGCUGCCCCCCGCCCAGCAUGUCCCCAUCGGCACCUUGCAGCAGCAGCAGCAGCAGCAGCAGCUCAAGAUCCAAGCUUUGCAGGUUAGAGCAGCAUUGCAGCAGCAGCAGCAGGCACAACAGGCUCAGCAGGCAGCACAGGCCCAGCAGGCAGCACAGCAGGCAGCCGCCCAGGCCCAGCUAGCUGCAGCAGCAGCACCCGGCCAGAUGAUGACGCGCCCUGGGAUGCAAAUUCCACCUCGGUUGCCCCGCGCGGCCCCGAUCCCCGCCAUACCCCCCAACUCUGCUGCCAUGGGAGGACAGCAAAUGCCACAGGUUCCGCCCCACCAAAUGAUGUCAUCGCCCUCCCCAGUGCAGGUGCAGACACCUCAGUCGAUGCCCCCCCCUCCCCAGCCCUCACCCCAGCCCCCGACCUCCCAGCCCAACUCAGUCAGUUCUGGCCCCGCCCCCUCGCCGGGGGGCUUCCAACCCAGCCCCUCCCCCCAGCCCUCUCAGAGCCCAGCCACGGCACGCACCCCCCAGAACUAUGGGGUUCCCUCCCCUGGACCCCUCAACACCCCAGGCAACCCCGGCUCGGUGAUGAGCCCUGCGGGGGCCACGUCCCUCGAGGACCAGCAGUACAUGGAGAAGCUCAAACAGCUCUCCAAGUACAUCGAGCCCUUACGCAGGAUGAUCAACAAGAUCGACAAGAAUGAAGACAGGAAGAAGGACCUGAGUAAGAUGAAGAGUCUUCUGAACAUCCUGACGGACCCCAACACGAGGUGUCCUCUGAAGACUUUACAGAAGUGCGAGAUAGCCCUGGAGAAACUGAAAAACGACAUGGCUGUGCCCACACCACCCCCUCCGCCUGUGCCCUGCACCAAGCAACAGUACCUGUGCCAGCCCCUGCUGGAUGCCGUCAUGGCUAACAUCCGCUCGCCUGUCUUCAACCAUUCCCUGUACCGCACCUUCGCCCCCGCCAUGACUGCCAUCCACGGACCGCCCAUUACCGGGCCUAUUAUCGCGGCCCGGAAGAGGAAACACGAAGAGGACGACCGCCAGACCAUCCCCAACAUCCUGCAAGGGGAAGUGGCUCGCCUCAACUCCAAGUUCCUCGUCAGCCUCGACCCCUCGUUCUGCAGCAACAACGGCACCGUGCACCUCAUCUGCAAACUAGACGACAAGAACCUGCCCAGUGUGCCUCCCCUCCAGCUCAGCAUCCCGGCAGACUACCCCGACCAGAGUCCUCAGUGGGCCGAUGACGGACAGCAGUACGGGGCAAACUCUUUCCUUCAGAACGUCCACAAGUACAUGACGUCCAAGUUGCUGCAGCUUCCGGACAAGCACUCUGUGACGGCGCUGCUGAAUACCUGGGCACAGAGCGUGAGACAGGCCUGUCUGUCUGCGGCUUAGAGGCUCAACACAUACCCCCCCCCAGACUUUUUUCUUGAUGCCCUACCUUUACUGAACUGAACUGUAUAAACUGGACAUAGGAGUGGAAUUUGUCUGCACUCCAGGAGCAUUGGACCUUCUCUACCACAAGAGGGCGCUGUUGCAACAUGAACUGAUACGGAUACUGAAUUCGGUGUUCAUGAAUGGGAUAAACUGUUUGGAUUUGGGAGGAAAGGAAAAUGUGUAACGCAUAACUCAACACUUUUGCUGUGUAAAGCUUUGAAGUGUUUGUGUGUAUAUAUAUAUAAUCUUAAAGGAAUUUGUCUUUUGUUAUGAAUAAAUAAUUUUCUGUU